CACGCUGCCUCAGGGCACGGUGAACAUGAACCUGUGUACAGACGUCAUAGACGCCGAGCCCAAGACGGGCCAGAAGAACUCUCUGUGCAUUAUCACCCCGGACCAGGAGUACUUCAUCAGAGGAGAGAAUAAAGAGAUCAUUAAUGGGUGGAGUGAACAGCUGGUGGUGUACCCCCGGACCAAUAAGCAGAACCAGAAGAAGAAACGCAAAGUGGAGCCUACGACCUCCCAGGAGCCGGGCCCAGCCAAGGUAGCAGUGACCGGCUCUGGUAUCCCUGAGGCGGAGAAGGUUCCAGACUCGAGCUCCAUUAUCUGGCAGGAGGAGCUGAACCAGAGAGAAGCGGAGGGGGCUGCUGUCUGGGCCCCUGCUGACCUGCCUCCAGGAUCCCCGCUGCCCCUCGCGAGUGACUGUGUGCCUCUAGCACAGGGUUCUGACGCAGGCUCAGUGAAUGGCGACGAGGUGGACAGAGGCAGCCUGCCACUGCAUGGCUCUGCUCCCCAGCCCCCCAGUGACCUGCUCUCCCCGACAGGCUCAUGCUCCAGCUUGGGGGGGGUCCCGCGUUGCCUCUCCCCAGCCCCCAGUGACCCCUUCCCCUCCGGCAGCUCCCUGCUCUCUAACGGCUCCCACAUUAGCGGCUCGGUAAGCUCUCUGGACUCGGACGCCAGCGGCAGCACGGUGACCAGCACCGACAGCCACCCGGCCAACCAGAGGGGCAGCCACACCUACAGCCACCACGACACGCCGCGAUCCCGGCGGCUGGAGGCCGAGGCCAGAAAGGCAGAGAAGAGGAGCCGCUUUAGGAGCCCUGACAGGCAGGAGAGGGAGGCCGUCCUCAGCCCCGAGAGGAGUCGCUCCGGUGUUAUUGAGAAGUUGGAGGCUUUGGAGCUGGAGAAUCCAGAGAAAAUGGAGGUGGAGGAGUCGGGGAGGAACGCCAGACAGGGCCGAAGUGAGCACAGACGCUUCCACGGAGAGGAGCAAAGGCAUGGCGUGGGCCAGGGUCUGGAUUUUCCCUCCACCAUGCCGCCUCUGAGGAGAGCCAAGUCCCUGGACAGAAGGACCACGGAGUCAGUCAUGACGCCGGAUUUGCUGAAUUUCAAGAAAGGUUGGAUGGUGAAGCUGGACGAGCAAGGCCAGUGGAAGAAAUACUGGUUUGUUUUGACUGAUCACAGCCUGAGAUACUACAAGGAUUCAAUUGCAGAGGAGGCCUCUGACCUGGAUGGGGAGAUUGACCUGUCUACUUGCUGCAAUGUAACUGAAUACCAGGCUCAACGCAACUAUGGUUUCCAAAUACAUACCCAGGAGGGAGUGCACACUCUGUCAGCCAUGACAGCAGGUAUACGCAGGAACUGGAUCCAGGCAGUCAUGAAGAACGUCAGACCCUCCACUGCCCCUGAUGUGGCAAGCUCAACUGAGGAUCAUGGCUCCUUCUCUUCUUUGGAGGCUCUGGUAAGGCCAGACGUCACCCAGGAAUCUCUCUCCUCUGAGGCCUCGUCUGUGGAGAGAGAAUCCGUACCGGGUGUCAUAAAGAGCCGGGCACGUGAACGCAGACGAGAAGGCCGCUCUAAGACCUUUGACUGGGCAGAGUUCAGGCCCAUCGCUCAGGCUCUGGCUCAGCAGCGAGCACAGGAGGCUGAGAGCCUCCAGGCGGACCUGGGAGAGCUCGAGCGCAGUCGGAGAAGAGAGGAGAGGCGGAAGAGGUAUGAGUCUGUGACCAGCUCAUCGGCAGGGGAUAUAUCCGUUAAAGAAGGAGGGAGGACAGACUGUGAGAGUGGAGAGGGAGCCGGACGACCCCAUUCACCAGGUCCCGUGUCUUUGGAGACGCAGCAGAGGGUGGAGGAGGUGAUUGAACAACACUGGCAACAGGUGGAGAAGACACCCAUACGGGAGGAGAGGAGGGUACCUUUGCCCACCACAGUGCAAUCCGGAGAGACUGCAGAGCUGGAGCGGCUACUAGAGAAUUACAAGCAAGGGAUAGAGGACCUGAAGGCACAGUUGGAGAGCUGUCACCAGCAGCUCCUCGACUCAAACAAGCACAAACAGGAGCUGGAGCUCCAGCUGAGAACGGCACUGGCAAGAGAGCAGGACGUCCGGACAGGUUACAUCUCUCCGGCCACCUGUGAGAGGGGCUUUGCUGCCAUGGAGGAGUCUCAUCAGAAGGUGAUAGAUGAGCUGCAGAGGAAACACCAGAGAGAGCUGGAGAACCUGCAGGAGGAGAAAGAGCGACUGUUGGCAGAGGAGACAGCAGCCACUAUCGCUGCAAUUGAAGCAAUGAAAAACGCCCACCGGACAGAGUUGGAGAAGGAGCUGGACAAGGCUCGCAAGGCCAACAACAACACAGAAAAUGCAGACAUAGAGGAGAUCCGCAGACAGCAUGAGGAGGAGCUGUGUUCGUUCCAGCGGGAGAUCGAGGUGUUGUCGGAGCAGUAUUCCCAGAAGUGCCUAGAAAACGCCCACCUGGCCCAGGCGCUGGAGGCCGAGAGGCAGGCCCUCAGGCAGUGUCAGAGAGAGAACCAGGAGCUCAACGCACACAACCAGGAGCUGAACAACCGUCUCGCAGCAGAGAUCACAAAGAUGCGCUCCAUGACGUCUGAGGACGGAGUAGGAGACACAAACACCACAAUACAGGGGAAAGAGCUCUAUGAGUUAGAGGUGAUGCUAAGGGUGAAGGAGUCAGAGGUCCAGUACCUGAAGCAGGAAAUCAACUCCCUGAAAGAGGAACUUCAAUCUGCCCAAAGAGACAAGAAAUAUGCAACAGAUAAGUACAAGGACAUUUACACAGAGCUGAGCAUCGUUAAGGCCAAAGCAGAGCGGGAUCUGGGCCGGCUCAGAGACCAGCUGCAGCUGGCUCACGAGGCACUCGGGGAGCCGUCGCUGGAGGAGGUGGAGCGGGGAGGUUAUGAUAUCAUGAAGUCCAAAAGCAACCCUGACAUCCUCAAGAUGGCGGCUGCUGCAGCCAAACGCUCAGAGCGCACCAUGAGGUCAAAGAGUCUAAAGGAAGGGCUGACAGCUGAGCAGAGACUCCACCUGUUUGAAAAUAAAGACACUAAGGAGUUCUGACAGUGUCAUGUCAUCUACCUUGCUGCAUGUUUAGAAGCCCACUAUAUUUUAGCUCUGUAAUUACUUAUUUAGUAACACUACACACUGGUCACAAAACACAGAUCAUAUUAAAAAACAUGGUAUGAAGUUUGAAUUUCAUGUCUAGAUUUUGCAUUCCAUGCACUUCAGUUAACUGUGACUAUUUUUUGUAUCGUUUAUUUUUUGCUGCCAUGUCUUAUUGUAAAUACUGUUUUUAAUUAAGCAUAUGUCAUGCAUACACUAAAACUAUGACUGUGUAAGCUACUGUUUUAACUCCCUAGACUGUUGCUAGCCAAAAGCAUAAAUGUGAUGUUUUAUGGCUAAAUACAACUACAUAUUGAUGAGUGAGUAAUACUUGCAUUUAAAAAAAAAACAAAAAACAUAGGAAUGAGUCUGGCAUUCAGGUCUGCACGUUGACGCUCCACCACUCCUUUAUCAUUCCAGCACAAAUGGAAAUGUUACUCAGUAAACAAGCUAUGAGACAAAAGUGCUUGUCCGCAUUAGAAAACAAACACCUACCAUGUUACUUCAUCGCCUCACUUCUAAACUAACAUCAUAGAUGUUCCCUGCAAUCCUUGGAUCAAUCGGUGCUAGAUAGAUAGAUGCCAGUGGAAAGGCAACAGCCGAAUGCACAUGGAUGGGAUUCACUGAUUAUAAUUUAAAUAUAUAUAUAUGAAAAUUUAUAUAGUUUUUUUUUUCUCACUGCAAUCAUCGGUCCAGCUGUAGAGGAGCUGUUGGAGUUGGUUAUGUUUGUAGUCUUGUUCAGUGGCAGUCCCUUUGUAUUUAUUUAAAUGGUUGGGAUUUUUCUUUCACAUUCCCAUUCCUCUGUACUCUAUUAUUGUAAAUAUAAAAGCAAAUAUACACCAACUGACUACAGGUUUAUUAGCAAUAAAUAUUUUUGCACCCUU
Molecule: messenger RNA, 3984 nt
Organism: Micropterus dolomieu (smallmouth bass)
Lineage: Eukaryota; Metazoa; Chordata; Actinopteri; Centrarchiformes; Centrarchidae
Gene: mpripb
Product: myosin phosphatase Rho interacting protein
Exons: 20
Coding region: 26-3058 (1010 amino acids)
Biological process (GO): actin filament organization
Cellular component (GO): actin cytoskeleton
Molecular function (GO): actin filament binding
Source: RefSeq, a predicted model, not a curated record